AGUAUCUCUAUGGGCGCUGAGCGAAAAAAGAUAGACUUCCGGUUUGGACCGGAAGUGGAGCCGUGCUUCUCCUUUCCCUUCUGAGGAGGCUUCUAAGGAGAAACUGAAGCCUUGGUUUCGUCGCUUCUCUAGUUGAGGGAAGCCAAUCUAAUGAGCCUGGCUCCGUAUUACAGCUCUCUAGGCUCUGGAUGGUUGGGUCCUGGAGGCCUUUGGGGGCUUCCCAGAAGAAAUGAGAAAGGAAUAAACAGGAAGCUCGGCUGUGGGAGCCCUGUGAGGCGGUCAUUUUGAGAGUCCUGCGAGACAGCCAUUUGGGGAGCCCUGUGAGGCGGCCAUUUUGGGAGUGCCUCCAUUGCCAGCCAUGGAUCCCCAUCCCUUGCUGGCCUCCCUGAGACUCCCUCCACUGGAGGACCCACAAUGCCUAGAAGGCACCCCAGUAGAGCAGGUCCUCUCCCAGUUCCUCCAUCUCUUUGCCACUGGGGCACCUACCAAGGCCUCCCUGGUCCAGGAUCUUGGUGCCAUCCUGGAGGCGGCCGACUGCCGGUGGCUGCUGAGAGAUGGCCCCGAUUACGCCUCCUUCGGCCUCCUGGGCAAAGCACUGUGCCAAUAUGCAGCACCCUCGCAGCAAGGAGACCCUUCCUGUGGUGACCGAGGAGCAGCCGCCAUCCCGGUCUUCUGCAGCAUCCUGAACAAAGCGGACGAGGCAAAAGGCACAGAAGGACUGGGCGUCCAAGUUGCCAACGCAAUUCUGCACCAAAUGGCUGGGCCAGUAUUCGUAUUUGCUGUCACCCACAUUGUGGAGCAGCCCUGGAGCAACCCAAGGACUCGGCCUAAAGCCCAGGAGGUGUUGCAGGGUCUUCUUCGCGUCUCAGGUUGCCAGUCAGUCCCUGAGUUCCUCAGAGGCGCCCAUGAUGGUCAAGAGGGAUGGUUUGUGGAGGUGAUGCAGUACCUGAAGCCGGAACUGACCAAAGAAACAUGGCAGCGCAACCCAGCAACAAAAUAUGUCUUUGCUUCAGUGCUCCAGCAGAUCACAAGGCCCUGGCUCAGCCAGCACUUGGAAAACGUUUUGCCCCCUUCAUUGCUGCUGUCGGAUGACUAUCGUGUGGAGAACAAAAUCCUGGGAGUACAGUGCCUACACCACAUCAUUCGGAAUGUGCCAGCAGCUGACCUCUGCCAGUUCAACAGGGUACAAGUUGUGAAUCAUGCCCUCUCUAUCCAUCUCUACAGCAAGGAAGCUCAAGUCAUGCAGAUUGUGUUGCUAUGCAUUUUGGAUUUGCUGCCAAUCCUGGAGAAGGCUUCAUUGAGACAGUCUAAUGAUCCUCCACUCGUUACUCCUUCUGAUGAGGUGCUUCAGCUUGUACUGACACAUAUGGAAGCAGAACACCAGCUGUCCUUACGGAGGGUGUAUGCCAGGAGCCUACCCACUUUUGUAGAAAGGCUUGGCGUUCAGAUUACCCGACAUCUGAAAAGGCUACAGCGAGUGAUUGUGGAGUAUCUGGAGAUCUCUGAUGGACCUGAGGAAACUGCUAGAUUGGCAAUAUUGGAUACUUUAAAAUGCACCAUACAGCAUGCCUGGCCCAGAAUGACCUAUCAUCUCAGUGUGCUCCUCAAGGCUUUGCUGAGAAUGAUGUGGGAUGUGACUACAGACAGGAGUUCAACACCUGAACCAGUAAAAGAAGAGUUGCUCCAGAGAGCCACUGAAUGUCUUCUCUUGCUGGAUCACUCUACUUCUGGCCAGGUGAAGGUUCUAUUGCAAGGAGUCUAUCAGCACUGUCAAAAUGAUCACCUCAAGGAGUACCUGAAGAAAGUACAAGUGGAGCCCGCAGAAAUUCUGUCUCCUGGGUAGCUCAGUAAAGCUGCUUAGCAAAGACUAUUUAAGGUUGGAAGAGCAACUUUCUCAUUCUACAAAAUUCCAGUCUAAUUCCACGUAUGAUCAUCCUGCUGCAAUCAGAACUGCUUAUGAUGGGAAAGAAAGAGUAAAUGGGAAUGUCAAACUUGUUCAAUUAUUAAUAUACCAAUUUUAUACCAAAAGAAAAGUCUCAAAAGUGAUUUAGA
Sceloporus undulatus (fence lizard) is the source of this 2052-nucleotide messenger RNA. RefSeq names its product TELO2 interacting protein 2 (gene TTI2). The transcript is spliced from 7 exons. Lineage: Eukaryota; Metazoa; Chordata; Lepidosauria; Squamata; Phrynosomatidae. The record is from RefSeq and is a predicted model, not a curated record. Bases 359 to 1843 code for a protein of 494 amino acids. Gene Ontology annotation, cellular component: centrosome; nucleoplasm; cytosol.